This is a messenger RNA of Marmota flaviventris (yellow-bellied marmot), 2274 nucleotides long. NCBI's taxonomy places the organism in Eukaryota, Metazoa, Chordata, Mammalia, Rodentia, Sciuridae. The record is from RefSeq and is a predicted model, not a curated record.
UUAAGGGCGCGAGAAUGUGGGCCGGGCCAGAAGUCUGGCGGGAAAGGCGGGGCCGGAAAGUUUUGCCCUGCCCCGGGGCUGGGCCAGAGGGCAGUCAGGGGCGGGGCCGUGGCUGUUCGCAUCCUGGUGGAGGCCGGAACUUUUCCCUGGGAAGCCGCGAGUGGGCGUGGGAAGUUCUGUCCUGGCUGGAGCGAGCAUGCACCGGAGAGGAACCCCUAGUGUUGCUUCCAGAUUCUGUGGUGGUUGCUGGGAUCCUAGCCACAGCUGGUGAAAUGGCAGCCACCCUGGAUCUGAAAUCAAAGGAGGAGAAGGAUGCUGAGCUGGACAAGAGGAUUGAGGCUCUUCGGAGGAAGAAUGAGGCCCUCAUCCGGCGCUACCAGGAGAUUGAGGAGGACCGUAAAAAAGCUGAACUCGAGGGUGUAGCAGUGACAGCCCCUCGGAAGGGCCGCUCAGUGGAGAAGGAGAAUGUGGCGGUUGAGGUGGAGAAGAGCAUGGGUCCCUCACGGAGGUCUCCUGGGACCCCUCGGCCCCCAGGGGUCAGCAGGGGCGGGCGGCCCCCUCCCCAGCAGGGAGGCCGGGCAGGCUUGGGCCGGGCAUCCCGCAACUGGGAGGACAGUCCUGGGGAGCUGCCUCGAGGAGGAGCUGGGGGCCGGGGCCGAAGGGGCCGGGGCCGGGGGUCUCCUCAUCUCUCCGGAGCCGGAGACACCUCAACCUCGGACCGCAAAUCCAAGGAGUGGGAGGAGCGGCGGAGACAGAACAUUGAGAAGAUGAACGAGGAGAUGGAGAAGAUUGCCGAGUACGAGCGCAACCAGCGGGAAGGGGUGCUGGAGCCCAACCCAGUGCGGAACUUCCUGGAUGACCCCCGGCGACGCAGCGGGCCCCUGGAGGAGCCAGAGCGGGACCGCCGGGAGGGUAGCCGUCGACAUGGGCGCAACUGGGGCGGCCCUGACUUUGAGAGGGUGCGCUGUGGCUUGGAGCACGAGCGGCAGGGCCGCCGGGCUGGCCCAGGCUGUGCUGGCGACAUGACACUGUCCAUGACGGGCCGGGAGCGGUCAGAGUACCUGCGCUGGAAACAGGAGAGGGAGAAGAUUGACCAGGAGCGACUACAGCGACACCGCAAGCCCACGGGCCAGUGGCGGCGGGAGUGGGAUGCUGAGAAGACUGAUGGCAUGUUCAAGGAUGGCCCAACCCCUGCCCAUGAACUGUCCCACCGCUAUGAUGAACAGGCCUGGGCCCGGCCUCCCAAACCCCCCACUUUUGGGGAGUUCCUGUCACAGCGUAAAGCUGAGGUCAGCAGCCGCAGAAGGAGAAAGAGCAGCCGACCCCAGGCCAAGGCAGUGCCCCGAGCCUACAGUGACCAUGAUGACCGCUGGGAGACAAAAGAGGAGACAGUGUCCCCAGCCCCUGAGGCCCCACAGCCCCCGUCCCAGGAGGAGACACCCAUGCAGCCUCCGGAGCCACCUGCUCCUGCCCACCGGCCUCCUGAGGAUGAGGGGGAGGACGAGGAAGAUGAAGAAUGGGAGGAUGUGAGUGAGGAUGUGACUGAGGACGAGGAGGAGGAGGAGGAGGAGGAAAUUGAGGACGAGGGCACUGAGGAGCAGGAGGAAGAGCCAGCCCAUGAGCACCAACCCCAAGAGGCCGAGCCCUCCCGUGGUGCCCCCAGCGAGCAGGCCGAGCAGGCGGAGGAGGCAGCGCCUUCCAGGGCUGAGGAUACACUUCCCCAGGCGCCUGCCACGCCCUCCAGCCCCUUCUCACCACCUGGUGGCCACCAGCCUGUGUCAGAUUGGGGAGGUGACCAGCCGGCCUCUGCCUCCCUGGAGAGUGGGCACAGUCUCCCAGGAGCCCAGAAAGCUGAAGAGGAGGGGUCUGAGGCAACACCAGAGGUGGGCCCCGAGGGCCAGGAGACGGCGGAGAUCACGGACUUCCAGAGGGCCUCCCUGAAUUCCUGAAGACGCUGCUGGGAGGGGACUGAAGCUUCCCCGCCUGGAUGGGGGGGGGGGGGCGGCAGGAGGGGUUCUAUCUGGAUCUCCGGGCUGGGUUCUCUCCUCGGAGCCCCUGGGACCCCACGGCUGUAGGGCGAGAAGGGAACUGAGGGUGGGUGGCGGAGUUGCUGGGAGAGGGAGCGAUCGGGUGAGGGCGAGGUCGGAACCUCGGGGGUGAGGUUAGCCUCAGAACACCUGAAAGGGCAGUAGGUGGCCGCUGUCUAGGGGCAGGUGGGGGUGCCAGGCAGGGCCCCGCGUCUGGAGGAGUUCGGGUGUGUGCGGGGUGAGCAUG